AUGGCUCCUUCAACGCAAUUCGAAGUGUCGCAGCCGCCCAGUGACGUUAUCUCGGCCGUUGUCUUUGCUCCCGAUAAUACAAACCGCCUUCUCGUCUCUUCCUGGGACAGGAACAUCUACCUUUACGAGAUUGCCGAAGGAACUGAAGAUGCCACCCUACUCAACAAGUUCGAACACCGUGCUCCUGUCCUCGAUGUCUGCUUUGGUGCGAACGGAAACGAGGCCUACACGGCGGGUCUGGACAACUCGGUCAAGAGAAUCGACCUAUCUUCAGGAGAGCAGACCGUGCUGAGCACACAUGAGAAGCCCGUCCGAUGCGUCGUCUACAGCCCCCAGCACUCCAUGCUCAUCUCCGCCUCCUGGGACCACACCCUCCACGUCCACAACACCAACGCUCCGACCUCGACCCCGAUCACCAUCUCGCUUCCCGGAAAGCCGCACGCCCUGGCCGCCAGCCCCUCCAAAGUCGUCGUCGCCAUGACCGCGCGACUAGUACACAUCUACGACCUUCCCGCGCUCGCCGCGGCGCUCUCGUCGGCCGACCCCGCCUCAGCGACCAUCACCCCCUGGCAACAGCGCGAGUCCUCGCUCAAGUUCCUCACGCGCGCCGUGGCCUGCAUGCCCAACGACGCCGGCUACGCCACCAGCUCUAUUGAAGGCCGCGUGGCGGUCGAGUGGUUCGAGGACACGGCCGAGUCGCAGGCGCGCAAGUACGCCUUCAAGUGCCACCGGCAGACGGCACCCGAGGAGGAAGGUGGCGGCGACGUGGUCUACCCCGUCAAUGCACUUACGUUCCACCCCGUGUACGGCACGUUCGCUUCGGGUGGUGGUGACGGCACCGUGGCGCUGUGGGACGCCGAGGCCAAGCGCAGGAUGAGGCAGUAUCAGAAGUUCCCCGACAGCGUCGCGGCGCUGGCCUUCUCGAAUAACGGCAAGUAUCUUGUCAUUGGCGUGUGUCGCGGGUUCGAGACCGACAUGGAGGAUUUCAACAGCGAGGGGAGGACGAAGGUGUUUAUCAGGGAGCUGGGCGAGACGGAGGCGAAGGGCAAGGGUCCUAAGUGA
This is a messenger RNA of Sordaria macrospora k-hell, 1062 nucleotides long. The record is from RefSeq and is a predicted model, not a curated record. Lineage: Eukaryota; Fungi; Ascomycota; Sordariomycetes; Sordariales; Sordariaceae.